Messenger RNA from Miscanthus lutarioriparius, 687 nucleotides. Lineage: Eukaryota; Viridiplantae; Streptophyta; Magnoliopsida; Poales; Poaceae. The record is from the annotation of a GenBank genome assembly.
AUGGCGCCCAAGAGAUCGACGUCGCCGGCCGCAAGCAUCAGCAGCGGCGGCAGCGGCAGCGGCGUGUCCGCGGCGGCGGCUGCGGCUGCGGCGACGGAGCAGCCGAGGCUGCGCGGCGUGAGGAAGCGGCCAUGGGGCCGGUACGCGGCGGAGAUUCGGGACCCGUUGCGGAAGGCGCGCGUGUGGCUGGGCACCUUCGACACACCCGAGCAGGCGGCGCGGGCCUACGACGACGCCGCGCGCAGGCUCCGCGGACCCGGCGCCACCACCAACUACCCCGCCACGGAGCCGAUGGCGCUGGCGGAGGCUCCAGUGGCGAGCGCGAGCGGGAGCCGGAGCGGGAGCGCCGUGGCGUACGCGUCGUCGUCGUCGUCGUCCUCGUGCUCCUUGCCGUUGCCGCAGGAGUCGCUGGCGGCGGUGACGGUGGCGGUCGCGGCGCCGCCCCCGUCGCUGGACCUCAGCCUGGCGCUGCCAGCUGCGGCGGCCGCGCAGCCGUACCAGCUGUUCGUGGACCCGACGGCCGCGGCCGUGACGCCGGCGCUGCUGCAGUUCCUGCCGCCGAAAAGCGAGGAGGAGCGGAGCUGCUCUGGGUCGUCGUCUGUGGUGUUCGACGCGGCGCCGCCGCCCGUGGGCCUGGGUCUGGACCUCAACCUGGCGCUGAUGCCGCCGACCGAGAUGGUCAUGUGA